Aedes albopictus (Asian tiger mosquito) is the source of this 2172-nucleotide messenger RNA. RefSeq lists its product as uncharacterized. The record is from RefSeq and is a predicted model, not a curated record. NCBI's taxonomy places the organism in Eukaryota, Metazoa, Arthropoda, Insecta, Diptera, Culicidae. The transcript is spliced from 4 exons. Bases 232 to 2172 code for a protein of 646 amino acids.
GGAAGCUAGAAUGUACAUCAUAGCAACCAGGGAAUGGAGGACGUGAGCAUUGCAACUGGAGCUGUCAAGAAGAAUACUUCAACUAGCAUUUAACUGAUUUCAAGAAUUAAAUAUCGUUUUAAGAAACUCAACAUUUCUAAUCAAUUAAUUAGUUAUUUACCACAUAAUUGGCGACGAGCGGACCCUGAAGCGAACCUGAACGCAGUUUUUGGAAGUUGUGAGGUAUAACCAAUGGAAGAUCAACUCUUAAAACUGCCACCCUUCGAAUGCGAAACCAUUCCUCUGUCUGAAAUCAGGCAGAAGUGGCACGACUACAAAAAGCAGUUUGAGUAUGUGGCCAGCGCUAUUGGAAAGAAGAAGAAAAAGAAACUGAAGAGCAUUUUCCUGGCGGUUGGCGGCCGACAGCUUCAAAAAGUGUACGAGAGCCUACCCGCAAACGAAAACCAGAUCGAUGAUGACUUCGAAUCAACCAUCAAAAGGCUGGACGAAUAUUUCGCACCCAAACGACACGAUACCUUCGAGAGGUACUCUUUUUGGUCGCUGAUUCCUCUGCAGGACGAAACCCUCGAUAAAUUUCUCCUUCGCGCCAAGACUUAUGCCUCAAAGUGUCGAUUCGGCUCAACAGAUCAAGAGAGCCAGGAUGCCGCAGUAAUCGAUAAAAUCGUAAUGCUAGCUCCCCCCGAUCUACGCAGGAAAAUUCUAGAAAAAUCAACAAUCGAUCUGGACAGUCUGACCAAGCUUGUAAAUUCACACCUGUCGGUUCAACAGCAAGUACGCGAGUUGGGACAAUGUGCUAAUCCGUCAAGAAGCGUAACGGUUCCUCAUCGUAAUAGUGACUCGCCUGUCUGCGGUAUCAUGAACAAGCCAGAGCAUCGUUGGCCGAAUAAGCCUUCAAACCGACCGGAGUAUCGCGAAGCUAACGAAACACAUUACUUUCAAGAAAAUCGUUUCCAGAGACAGAGGGAGUGUUCCAAAUGUGGAGGCAAACAACACCGAUUCAACGAAGACUGUCCCGCAAAAACUCUUCAGUGUCGAAAUUGCAGAGUUUAUGGUCAUUUCGCAAGAAUGUGCCAAAAACCCCCCUACAAGCGAAAAUUUGAGUCAAGUAACACACAACGAGGUUCGAUUCCUGCGAAGAAGUUCAAAGUCAAUGCAGUGGAAGAAAAUCAAUCAUCAGCAGUUGAGCAGCCAGAAGCAAGAAGCGAUUCGUUUAUAUUCGCGAUAAGCGACAACCACGAUGAGCUUGUAUGGUGCAAGGUCGGAGACGUAAUAAUCGAAAUGAUGAUUGAUUCUGGAUCGAAAUACAACAUUAUCGGUGAAUCAACAUGGACGUAUCUGCAGAACAAAGGAGCGAACUGUGAGGACAUUAAGCAGUCAGACAAGAGCCUGUCAGCCUACGCCCAGAAUAGAGAAUUGAAAAUCCUGUGUACCUUUUCUGCUCGGAUAAUGGUUAUCGAUUCUGGAAGUAGCACGAAUAUUACCGCUUGUUUCUACGUAGUGAAAGGCGGUGAGCAAAAUCUUCUGGGACGCGAAACAGCGAAGCAACUUGGUGUACUUUUGAUCGGGCUUCCCAGUGUCAUCAACUCAGGUGCAGUUCAACAAGUGUCCGAAUGCGCAGAGAAGUUUCCUAAGAUUAAAGGCGUAAAGGUACGAAUUGAUAUUGAUGAACAAGUAACACCAAUUGCCCAGCAUGUGCGCCGUGUGCCUAUCGCCCUUCGUCAGCAAGUAGAAGAGCAAUUACAAAAGUUGCUAAAACUAGGAGUAAUUGAGAAAGUCACAGAACCGAGCUCGUGGGUAUCCCCUAUGGUAGUCGUGAUAAAAGAUAACGGGGACGUGCGUUUGUGUGUCGAUAUGCGAAGGGCUAAUAUGGCGAUAAAAAGAGAAUACCACAUGAUUCCGACACUCGAUGAUAUACUGGCAAGAUUCAACGGUUGCAAAUGGUUCUCAAAACUGGAUAUUAAAGAUGCGUAUCACCAGGUCGAACUCCACGAAUCAAGUCGCUACAUCACCACAUUCAUCACGCAUAUGGGGAUAGGCAAUCCAACAAUUCAGAACGCCCAAAAAUGUCGAAGAAAUCAGGAGUUUUCUCGGUCUAGUCGGCUAUGUCGGUCGCUUCAUUCCGGAUCUAGCCACCAGAACAUUCGAGCUAAGGCAAUUGAUGAUUGGCGGUGA